AUGCCGGAAGGAGGUCAGAUUGUCCCCACGGAUCAGCCGCCAUGUCCGGUUAGAACUCGCCCUGCUAUCGUCUACAGGGAUUGUUUAUCAAGGGGUACAGUUCAGAAAGCAGACCCAUUUGAUGUACAGAGAGAUAUCGAAGAACUCCAUAAAGCAUUCAAAAGUGCAGACGAUAACGUUAUCACAGACAUCUUAUCAAGACGAACUAAUGAUCAGAGACAGGUUAUCGCAAAGGCAUAUCAGGAGAAAUAUAACACGAACCUCCACGAUGAGUUAAAGGUAGACCUGAGCGAGCAAUAUCGGAAAGCUGUGAGUGGUCUCCUUGAGGACCCCUUUAUUUUCCUCGCAAAACAUGUUCGUCACACUUUAAAGAGUUCGGCGCUCACCCAUAAAGAUGUCGCCUUAUUGGAGAUUUUAUACCCGUUGGAACCACAGGAGGUUGAUGCUAUCGUGCAGGCGUAUAGAGAAGAAUACGAUCACAAUCUUGAAGAGGAGAUUGAGAAAGAAAUGAACGGAGUAUUCAAGGGUAUACUUGUUCGUCUAGUCACAGGGAAGCGCAGUACGCAUCGAAAAGUCGACGUUCCUCAACGGAACAAAGAUUUAGAAUACCUCAGAAAUAAUACCGAAGAACGCUUGCAAUCAGCUGAUGAUAAUGUCAUUAGGAUCUUCGGUAAUUCUAGUUUACCGCAACUGUCUUCCAUUUUCCUCAAUUUUGACAAGGCUGGAGGUUGUACGCUGCAAGAGUUCAUCAGAAACAGUGAUAUGGAGGCGCAUAGCAAGGAAGCAUUCAGUGUAAUGGUGAAAAGUGUGUACAAUCGAACAGGGUUCUAUGCCGAUCAGCUCCACAUGGCUAUUAAAGACAUUAGUGCAGGCAGUGAGGACAAGCUCAUGAGAAUUGUCAUCUCAAGAUCAGAGAUCGACUUGGAAAAUAUAAAGGACUUCUUCCAAAGCGCGUACAGUCACACACUCACCGAUUUCGUUUACGACGACACGAGCGGAGACUACAGGAACCUACUGCUUCGAUUGGUCGGCAUGUAGACUUCAUUGUCAAGAGACAUCGGUUUAAUACUAAGCAUGUCCAGCUAUCUCAGAAGAAGCUUUGUUUGGGGUUUUGCAUACAUUCGCAUGUUGUUUUUGUUAGUUCGUUUCCUCUUCCAGUAUCCUUAGCUAGUAAUUGAUUUCCUACUUUUCACCUUUCUUUUCUCCACAAAGACACAUUUUCCACUCUUUCUAGCUUGUAAACGUUAGAAUUCUUGUAUCCCUCCCCUUCUGGUCUAUGUAUUUCCACUCUUUGCUAAUGUAUUUUUUUUUAUGUCAUUGCUAUAAAAUCCCUCCGAAGAAUUACAUUUUUUACAAUAGGGAAACACCUCUCUACCUGGCGGUGAAAUAUGCAUUUUUGUGUCAUGGAGAAUUGUUUUGUCUCUUUGUAUAUUCUUUUUGUUAUUUCAUUUUUAUUCUGUCAUUCAUGAUAGAGAGAACCAGCAGUACACAGAUCAAAUUUUCAGCCUUUUGCUCUGUGAAUUUUACUCUAUUUAUUGAGAUAUAAAUAUUUCCAGCCUGGACCAUCCCUUUAAAAUGACAAUACCUCCCCCAUCCACGAAAUAAAAAUGUUUCUGAUGGAUUUCGCUAUUAUGGCCUGCAUUCCAACAUGCAACAAUAAGUCACCCAAAAAUGAAUUUUGAGAUUUUCUUGAGCUUGAAAAGGCAAAUCCUAAACUUUAAAAUAUCCUGUCAAAAUUGAACAACAAUAAAUCCACAUACAUGUAGUACUUGAUUGAAUGUAGAAGAACUUCAUCAAAGCUCUAAAUUUUUGACAGUAUUAAGAUCAAAUUAUUGUUUUACAUGUACAGUAGCUACAUGUAUUUAAAGACAACAUUCCCAAGUGAUUUAUUGUUGGAUUUGGGUUGACUGGUCCCUUUGAAAAGAAAUGAUAAAAAAAACUUAUUGGGUAAUGGCCAAUGAUUUCGACUAAAAAUUAUAUGCAUGCAAUAAUCAUCAUCAUUAUUCCACAAAUCAUGUUAUCUGCUUUUCCCUCACUCAAACCUUCCAUGUUCACCUUAAAUUUGACUCACUCCUAUAGAUAUAUCACACAAAAACUGUGGCUGAAUUUUGUACAUAAUAAUAAUCAUCUUUUUAAUACAUAAUAUUAACAGACAAUAAGUAUAUAUUUAUAUAUAAGUUAUACAAAUCAUAUCUCUCAAUUUGCCUAUAUAAUAGGAAAUGUUAUAAAAAUGCGGCUAUUUUUAAGCAAAUCAAUUGUAUUUCUGCACGAAUUCAAACAGUAUUGCCAUAAUGUAAUUCAACGAUGAAUAUUCUUAUUCAUAACUUAAAGUAUGAAUAGCAGACAUAACGAGGCAAGAACACAUUAUUAGUUUGUAUUGAGAAACAAAUAAUGCAUAUUUUCAAGUGUCUAGGAUGUUACAAUCAUCUUUUGUACUAAGCAUGAUAAAAAAAAGGUCCAAACUUUAAGAGAAUCUCACACUGACAUCAAGAUCAUUUUAAUAAAACCCAAAAGAAAAAGGAAGUAAUGAAGAUUCUAUAAAAUCCAUCAAAGAAUAUCAGCAGUAUGUUUUUGUUAUGUUUAGGGUUUUUUUCUCCACACAAAUUAGGAGACUGUUUUUCAGUCAAUAAGACUUUACCAUCAUUGCCAUGUUUCUCUGAUAAAGCUUUUUCUGAUCUGCACUCAAAAAGUUUACGCAUGUGACGCCCCAAAUUAAAAGAUUCUUUGAUGGAUUGACAUCAAACUUUCACCAACACAGAUUUUUUCCUUAUUUUUCAAUCAAAAUGAACUUGAUGGCAGAGUGGACUUCUUCUUUAGCGCUGUAUACGACAAUCACAUGACAAUGAGAUUGAUGAAACAUUACGAUCAUAAAUUUGAAUAACUUGUGUCAUAUUUGUACAGAAUACUUUUGGAUUAUUUCUUGCUAAAUCCUUAAACUUUUUAUGAAUUGUUUUAUUUUGGAGUCUCAAGUGAAGACAACUUAGUUCUUACUCGUAGAAUGUAUACAGUGUGCAGAUACGAUCGAUGACCCUUUAAGUUUUACGUUUAUUUGAGUCCCAAUAGAAGCGGUGGUCUUACUUGUAGAUUGCUGGUAGCAAUCGUAUAAGAUCCGUGGUGGCAAUCACAUUGAUCACGGAAAAAAAUUGAAUGGUUCACACAUUUUCGAGAUCAGUUUUACAAAAGGCAAGUUGUGACGUUCGUAACGGAUCGUACAACAGGAAGAAUAAGGUGUGAUGCAUUUCUCAUUUUCUUUCCUUUGUGUCACAAUUUGUUUAUGCAUGUUUAUUCACAUGACCGGGCAAAAGAAGUUACCUAUGCCAAUAAUUCCAUUUUUCAGUAGCAGCGUUGCACGUUCAAGUUGCAAACUUGACUGAAUAGCUAUUUCUACAUCUGUAUGUGUCAUCUCAUAAAAUUAUAAAUGAACUGUAUAUGCGAAUGGGGAAGAUAAAAACAAUAGAGGCAUGGGUCAGCAGAACAAUGUUUGUAUGAAAAUAUCCUAUUAAUCUUGCUGUUAUAUUUUCAAAAGCUCACCAAAAGGCACACAAAUAUUCACUGCACGCGUGCACCGAAAGCCAUAUGAAUUUUGUGUUUUCAAAAAAAAAAUCACACCUGUCUCACUAAUUAA
This is a messenger RNA of Lytechinus variegatus (green sea urchin), 3625 nucleotides long. Its product is annotated as annexin-B12-like. Bases 1 to 1038 code for a protein of 345 amino acids. Gene Ontology annotation, molecular function: calcium-dependent phospholipid binding; calcium ion binding. NCBI's taxonomy places the organism in Eukaryota, Metazoa, Echinodermata, Echinoidea, Temnopleuroida, Toxopneustidae. Gene Ontology annotation, cellular component: cytoplasm. The transcript has 13 exons. The record is from RefSeq and is a predicted model, not a curated record.